Mycena citricolor is the source of this 558-nucleotide messenger RNA. The record is from the annotation of a GenBank genome assembly. Lineage: Eukaryota; Fungi; Basidiomycota; Agaricomycetes; Agaricales; Mycenaceae.
CAACAAGACAAUGAGCGGGGACCAUGCAACCGCGAUUUGGUACUCUUGCUCCUCACCUCCCUGCUCCCAAUGCCGACGGGCCUCUCCACGCGCCAUUUACUGCCGCCUUCGCUGCCUAUUCCCGAUGUCAAACUUCGUGUUCCGUGGCCUUCCUGCCACCCCGCGGAUAAGCUCUGCAACCGGAUCUGCCUCAACUGAAGGCUAAACAAGGAUCGUAUGCGUUCGAUAUUGCGUCGGGUGAGUUCACACUCUCGUGGAACUCUGAAGCUGAGCUACGGGAGUGGAUAAUAAAGGAGCAGAGGGAUAAGUCUAUGAUGUGCCUGUCGACAACGAUCUUGCCACUGACAACGAUCAGCCUGCCCGACCUGUCCUUUUGCCACCCGCCCAGCCAAUUCCCCAGGUCUCAAACACUGCUCCAGCACCCGUACCUUAUCAGCACUCUCCCGAGUCGGUGGCGGCUUUGUUAGAUGUGAUUGCAUGCUGUAAUGCAGUUUAUGGACCACCUUAGGGCACUUCUUAUUAUCAGGGUACCGGCUCCUUGCCGUCUGCGGCCAGUUC